CCCUCCCUAGUCUCUACCAAAUCCUUACACAGCGAGGGCACAGGAUCGAAAAUUUCUCGGCGGCGGGGGCGGCGGCGGCGGCGGCGGCAGCUCAGAUCCUGAGCCAAGCCGGGCGGGCUCGCGCAGCAAAGAUGCUGAUCCAUCUCCUCUCCAAUGGCUCCUAACCAUUUCGUCGCCGGUGGCGCAGUUUGAGGCAGAUUAGAUCGGAUUCCUUACCUCCUCCCCACUCUCAGGCUCCCAGAUCAGCUCGCGGCCGUCCUCCUCCACCCCCCACCCCCACUCCCUCUCGUGAUUCCUCGCCUCCUUCCCGACCGGCCGCUUCUGGUUCUCCGAACAGGCCACCCCACCACGGUUCUUCGUUCUUCUGAAUUUUUCCCCCAUGUGGCAGAAGUUUGACAUGGAAAAGAUGAUCCCCGGUCUAAAUUUGCAAUUCCCAUCUCAGGAUCCAGGAAUGGAGAGUAGCAGUGCAAUAUCUCCCCUAGGAGGGCCCUCAAUUGCAGCAUGUGUACCAGCACUAUCAGGUGACAAUAGUGCCAUGGAAUCGGUCAACAGUGUUCAAAAUCAAGAUUUCAGCGAUGCAACGUCAUUUGCAGAAAUUAAUUCCCCAAUGCUUCUCAUUGAUGAAUCCAGUACACCGAAAAAAAAGAAUCAUUCUCUCAAGAGGGUUAUUUGUAUAAACCCCAGUGUGACGAGGAAUUGAAGCCAAAAGUAGGGAUGAUAUUUGAUGACAUUGGCUCGGUGCUGGAAUUUUACAAGACAUAUGCACACAAUGUCGGAUUUGGUGUACGUCUUCGACAACAGAGGGUCGUAGAUAAUGUGCUUCAAUGGAAACGCUUCCUGUGUGCAAAAGAAGGCUUUCGUCCCGAGAAAGGUAUGGUUGUUGUUGAGGCUUCAAAGAAAAGGAGGAAGGUUAAAUUGACUAGAUGUGGAUGUGAAGCUUAUAUAUAUGUCACUCGGGAAAGUAAUGGAAAAUACAAGAUAGCUUCACUCACUGAAUAUCACAAUCACCCUUUUGUGCCACCUAGCCAGCAACACUUGAUUAGAUCCAAUCGUCAAGUUAGUGAAAGAGUGAAGACAACGCUUCACAAUUGCCAGAAAGCUAGCAUUGGCACUGCCUUAGCUUAUAGGCUGCUUAAUGUUGGCGCUGGUGGUUUUCAGCAUGUUGGGUGCACCCAGAAAGACCUACAGAAUCACUACGGUGGACUGAAAAAUAAAAUAAGAAAUUGUGAUGCUCAAAUGUUGGUGGACCAAUUUGGUAGACUGAAGGCUCUGAACCCUGCUUUUUUCUUUGAAUAUGAAGUUGACGAGAUCGGUACAUUGAUUCGUUUAUUCUGGACGGAUGCAUCAAGUAGGAAAAACUAUGGGCAUUUCAGCGAUGUCGUAUCUUUUGAUUCGACAUACAGCACUAACCAAUAUGAAUACACGUUUGCGCCCUUCACUGGAGUAAACCAUCAUAUGCAAAGUGUCUUGUUUGGGGCGGGGUUUCUACUUCAUGAGACAGAAGAAUCCUAUACUUGGUUGUUCAGGUCAUUUCUUAGAGCAAUGGGUGGGGUUGCGCCUAGAGUGAUCAUAACUGAUGAAUGUGUUAAGAUGAAAAAUGCAAUUGGAAAAACUCUACCAAAUACGACACAUCGAUUGUGCAUGUGGCACAUUAUGGAAAAGGUUCCAGGGAAGGUACGUCCGGAGUUGAGGAAUAACCUUGUGUUCUAUGAUAGGCUGAAAUAUUGUGUGUGGAAUUCUGAAACACCUGCUGAAUUUGAGGAUAGAUGGCAGUCUUUCAUCACAGAGUUUCAGUUGGAGGAGCACGAAUGGUUCGCCAAAAGGUAUAGGCUUCGUGCGAUAUGGAUACCAGCUUAUUUCAUGGACAUUCACCUAGCUGGUCUACUCAGGACAACUUCUAUUUCAGAGAGUGCAAAUUCAUUUUUUAAACGUUUCAUCCGUCGCAAGCUUACCUUUGUUGAGUUUUGGCUAAGAUUUGACACUGCUUUGAAAGCUCAAAGGCAAAGUGAGCUAAUGGCUGAUAACACAAGUGAAUACACAACAAGUGAGUUGUUGACAUCAUGGGAAAUAGAGAGACAAGCCAGAGCACUAUUCACACAUGAGGUUUUUGAAUUGUUUCAGGCUCAGGUGCUUGCUGCCAGAGAUGAUUGUGAUGUUCAGCAGACAGAAAAGCGUGAGGGAAUUAAAAUCAUGUUUGUCAGCGAUCAAUACAAGAAGAUUAGAUAAGUGUGUUAUGACACAACAUCCAUGACUGCUAAAUGUUCUUGCAAGCUUUUUGAGUCCAAGGGAAUUGUGUGUCGUCACAUUAUCAGGGUAUUGAGGGGUGCAAAAAUAAAUGAAUUGCCAAGCCUUUAUAUUCUUAAGCGAUGGCAGAAAAUUUGCAAAAGGGACAUUGUCUAUGAUGGGGAAGGGAAUAUUCUUGAAGAAAAUUUAAUAGAUCCAAUUGACAUUACUGUGAAAAGGAAGAUAGUUGCUGUGAGGGAUAAGCUAGAAGAUCUCAUACGGAAUUCCAAACGCUCCAUGGAAGGAAUUGAAUUCCUGCACAAUAGUUUGUGUAGCAUUGAGUUGGGUUUAGCCCAACUAGUUUCGGCCGUACCAUGCAAUACACAAGAAAAUGAGGAGUCGUGUAUUGGGAGCAUCAUUCCAAAGCAUGUUACCAUCCUCACACCUAAGGAUAUCAAUGCAAGGGGCACAUGCUCUAGAAUAAAGGGGCAUAGGAUGGUGUGAGGAGUGGAUCUGGUGAGAAGAGAAGGCCUGGAAUUCAUCAAAAAGUCGCACGCAAAUGCAGCAUUUGUAAGGAAAUGGUGUUUCAUGAUGCAAGAACAUGUUCUAAGAAACAAACGACAAAACAAUAGAGGUAGAUCGAGCUGAUCAAGUGUAUAAGAGCCCAUGGAGGUUGUCAUCUCUUUCCCAGCAGGAAGCUCGAUUGCUAGGAAGCACUAACACGAGGCAAAACAACAGAUAUUUUCGGUCUUGUACCAGCAAGAUGCUUGUUGGGCGAUGAUAAUUUCAGUCUUUACCACUUGGUCUUGCCGGCCAUGUACUAAAAAUGAUCUGUAUGCCUCAUGUACCCAAGUACUCAAAUGCUUGCUGAGCACUGAUAAUUUCAGUCCUUAAUUUGCUCUACUUCCAGUUUGACAUGUAUGCGUGGUUCUACUUGCCUCUUCGUGAUGUGUUCUCAUGUACUGAAAUGCUUGCCGAGCAGCUAUAAUUUCAAUCCUUAGGUUGCUAUAUUUCCAGUUUGACA
Messenger RNA from Aegilops tauschii subsp. strangulata, 3247 nucleotides. Lineage: Eukaryota; Viridiplantae; Streptophyta; Magnoliopsida; Poales; Poaceae. The record is from RefSeq and is a predicted model, not a curated record.